Molecule: messenger RNA, 2202 nt
Organism: Leptopilina heterotoma
Lineage: Eukaryota; Metazoa; Arthropoda; Insecta; Hymenoptera; Figitidae
Exons: 9
Coding region: 388-1890 (500 amino acids)
Source: RefSeq, a predicted model, not a curated record
CCUCCCAGGUUUACUACUGUCACUAUUUUUUUAAUUAAAAUUUAACAUUAUUUUAACAGUUUUACAGUGAAUUUCAUUUAAUUAUCUUAUAUUGGUGUAUAACUGACUAAUCACAAGGUUUCUAUUUAAUAAUUUUGAAGUUUACUUUUGUAUUAAUUACUUUUUGGGCUUUUUGGUAAAACCCCUGCUUUUUUGUUAUUGUAUUCUUCAAACAGUUUUAUUAUGACAAUUUUUCACUGACACUCGUCAGGCCGUCAGUAAUUUAAUUUAGAAGCUGUCAUUUGGAAAAAGAAAUCAUCAUAAGUAAAAUUUUGAAAAACGGUAAAAAUACACAGCUAAAAAGUUACAAAGAGACAACGCAGACAGGAAGAUUCGCAAAUUCCAAUAAUGGCGAGGGAACCACCGGAAAUUUCGUGGGAAAACACUUUGGGUGCCCCGAAUGGAGUGCCUUUUGAUGAUGAGACAAAAAAUUUACUUCGAGAUUGUCUGAAUAUUUCCAUGCCAUCGCAAAUUACAUUGGCCGAAUUGAUGAAACAAAGUGAUGCUUUUCCAAUUGCAUUUCCAAUUAAUACUCCUCGAUGUUUCGCUCUAAAAAGUCGAGGAAUUAGUAAUGAUAUUUUGGAGAUGAAUGCAAAUUCAGUGUAUCCUAUAAUUCACGAGGCGAUGCUUCCUUUAGUUGCUGGAUGGCUGAAAUUUAAACGACAGCAUGGCAGUUCGGUUGAAAAAUCUUUAUACAAAAAUAUGGGCCUUAUUCAAUUUAUUCAUCGGCUUUUGGUGAAAAGAGCCGUUUGUUUCUUAAAUCCAAGUGAUUCUUACAAAUUGAUUGAUAAUUGUUCAGGAGAAGGCGGCUGGGAGUAUAUUGGCACCGAUAACGAAAAAGAUCCACUGGUUCUGACCAAGGUUUUGUCGUAUGACGAGAUAAAAUUGUCGGCGAUGAUAGUUAUUUCAUCGCAUACUGAAUUCAUAAACGAUGGUUCAAGAGAAAAUAGAGGAGUCGUUUCUCCUGAUCCGGAUUCAAUUCAACCGAGAGGCAUUAUAUUAGGACCAGUGGGAAGCAGAUUCGAGAGACCUCAAACGAUGGAAUAUCAGGAUAUUUUGAUCACUCCACUUCAGAAUAAUAUGGACAAUGGUUACGGUCCAGCAGUGGAUGGAGCAACAGAGGAAAUACGCGAACUUCGUGUAUUAUGGGCGAAAUUUUAUGGCGAAGAAUACCAUCCACUUUUUGAGGAAGGAAUCCGACGCGUGAGAUCAAAAGAUAACAAGAGAUAUAUCCUUCUCUCGAAUCAAUUAAUUUUCGAUAUUGAAAAUUACAUGAAGAGAACAUUAUUGUCCGUUGAGAUUAUUUUACUCGAAGCAAAUAUAAGAGCCGAAAAGCAAAAUACAACUGCCUUUAUACACGUUGUAGGAUUUGGUCUUGGUAAAUUUGACAAAAGAGUCUGGAAGGUUAUGCAAGACCAGGAGAUAUAUUUUCUAAAGACGUUUGAAAUUGCCAUUAGAAAAAUGAAUAAGAAGUUAAAAUACGUAUCCGACAUAAUGUUUUCGUAUUUUAGAUCGCAAAAGUGUGGCGACGUGGGAAAUGGUGACUACCUCGGAGACAUAAAGAUUCAUUUUGCUCUAAGAGAACCUCACAGUAGAUUAAUGCGAUCAACAGACGCUAAUAAACUCCUAGUCGUUACCUACGCAGCCGAUGGUAAUUCCCUGCCAGGUAAUUGCUUUUGGAACGGUUAUUUGGCAUCGAGUGGAGAUCCAGCGGCGGCUUGCAGCACUCAAAUCGCCGAACUUCACACGGCAAAAAUAAAUUCAAGAUUGUGCGGCAACGCUUUACAUAUUGUUUCUCCGGAACAUGGAAUUUUGCACGUUUCUGAUUAUGCAAAGCUUCAUCUUGCUUAGGUACCUUAAAAAUUAUUUUAUUCUCAAUUCUCAAUUUAAAAAUUCUGCAUUGAGAAUUUUAUUAUUCGCAUGUUUUAAAUAAUUAUAUAAAUUUCAUUUGUCAUUCUCAUGAAUUACUUUAAAAUUCGAAUUUUCAAAUUACUUUCUUUAAGAGAGAGGAGUUAAAAUAAUUCAUGUUACGAAUGUCGAAUGUAUUCCGCAAGAUUAUUUUUAAUUUCACUUUCCUUUUUGGGAAAAUUAAAAUUUUUUUUUGAAAUUCAACGAAACUUGCUAAGAUUUAUAUACGUAAAUAAAAUAAAUAUUUCUUGAGAG